Messenger RNA from Oldenlandia corymbosa var. corymbosa, 1274 nucleotides. The record is from the annotation of a GenBank genome assembly. Lineage: Eukaryota; Viridiplantae; Streptophyta; Magnoliopsida; Gentianales; Rubiaceae.
GUAACCGCCUGGUAUAAUAUAUAUAUUUUCUUGGAGAAAAGGAAAUGUAAGCAACUCCGGUUUAUACACAUGUAAGCAAAAAAUUUCUCAAAAUAGUGUUUUUGUGUGUUUACUAUUAACACAAUAGUAUUUUAUUUCUCCCCAUUGUUCGUAGGGCAUCCUAAAUCAUCAUCGGCGACUUCGUCGUGCUCCUCACUCAGCCGCCAUCGCUGUUCUCUCUCCCCCCAAAUCUUAUCCAUUCUUGAGUUUGCACUGAUAGGCUGCAAUGGUGAGGGCAUACUCACAAGAGCACACUUACAGACACCCGUGGGAGAGGGUGACUACUGCAUCUUGGCGCAAGUUUGCUGACCCUGAAAACAAGCAUACACUGUCUCACAUCCUUGAAGUGGACACACUGAACCAAAAAGUUGACCCUCAUACAGGGAAAUUGCAUACAACUCGAGCCUUGACCAUCCAUACUCCUGGGCCUUGGUUCCUUCGCAGAAUCAUUGGUCAAGAGAUUUGCCACUGUGUUGAAUCCACAGUUGUUGAUGCUGCUUCCCGGUCCAUGCAACUGUCUACUCGGAAUAUUAGUCUUCAAAAGUUUGUUGAGGUGGAAGAGAAAAUCCGUUAUGAACCCCAUCCUGAGAACCCCACAGAUUGGACAAUCUGCAAGCAGGAGACCAGCAUUCGCAUUAAACCAUUGUCAGCACUGGCAUCGAUGGCAGAGAAGAUUGAACAGAAAUGUGUGGAUAAGUUCCAACAGAAUAGUGCCAAAGGUAGGGAAGUAAUGGAGAGGAUCUGUAAGUAUCUUGAAGCUGAAUCUAGGGGGAUCUCGAUUUAAGUAGCUCAUCUGUAGAAUGUGUAGUGUUUCCUAGUAUUUCCAGUUGUACCUCUUGAGAGCAAAAAUGUAUUAACCGAUGAGUCUAGUGGCAGGAAGUUUGGGAUAGAGCCUUGCCUCAGCUCAUAGAAUGUAGCUGUAAUAAAGUGAAUUAUACUAGUUCUGUCCUUAAGCCUUCGUUUUCAGAGUGGCUGAGUUUUUUGUUGAAAACAUGAAAACUUGGAUGAUCUGAAGUUUCUCGUGAAAUGCUUUGUUGUUUCUCUAGAAUAUGAAAAUGCCCGUCUUGAUCAAACUAGUUUAACAUGUGAGAUCCUUAGGAUGAUGAUCAUGUUGUGUUUUGCUUGGUUUGAGAUUUUGAACCUUUGAGUUAAGUGAAUUUUGAGAUGCAUCGGAAUGAAUAGUGGGAGCAGUGUCAUGUGAUCAUGUAUAAUGGAUGUGAUGAGCAUAACUACAC